Molecule: messenger RNA, 4717 nt
Organism: Cyprinodon variegatus (sheepshead minnow)
Lineage: Eukaryota; Metazoa; Chordata; Actinopteri; Cyprinodontiformes; Cyprinodontidae
Gene: rx2
Product: retinal homeobox protein Rx2-like
Exons: 4
Coding region: 466-1452 (328 amino acids)
Biological process (GO): positive regulation of transcription by RNA polymerase II
Molecular function (GO): RNA polymerase II cis-regulatory region sequence-specific DNA binding; DNA-binding transcription factor activity, RNA polymerase II-specific
Source: RefSeq, a predicted model, not a curated record
UACCAUUCCCCCCCAACAGCUUCUUGGUGUCUCAUGUGGUUAAGGAGAGUUUUGUCAGAAGAGAAAGACAUUACAUGUCGUUGUUGCGGCUGCAUGGAUCACCAGCAUUAGGUCCUACGUGCAAUUGUUUGCAGGGGAUUUGAAGGACUUAACGGGGAGUAACAAGUGCCCACAGAAGAUAUUGUUGGUCUACUUAUGGUCCAGAUAGACACCAUGUGCGAAGUCUAGUAAACCUAAAGGAAAAGAUGACAGUUGGUUCUGCUGCUGUGGAAGGAGUGCCCCCAUCUUUACUGAAGUGAUCCUUGGAGUAUUUAACUUAUUGUGUAUGUCUACUUCAGUGCAAUUUGAAGUAGAGCAAACGCGCUGAAUAAUAGCUACAAACUGUUUUGCCUCAGUUUGUAGCCUUUAGCUUUUUUUUUUUUUUUUUUUUAACAAGGAGUACUGAAAGCGAUCCUGGAGGCUCGGAUGCAUUUGUCAAUGGAUACCCUUGGAAUAGUGGAUGAUAGUGGACAUGGACUAGGGGACAAUUAUGACAUUGCAAAAGGUACUGGAUCAACAGCUGGAGGAAGAGUCCACAGCAUCGAUGUCAUUCUAGGAUUCACAAAAGACCAGGAACCUUUGCUCCAUUCGGUGGGAGGAGGAAACAGUGCAAAGGACUCUGGAGCAAACGCACAGGAUCCUGGAAAGCAGGUCCCGUCAGACCCAUACGGACACCUAUCAGAACUAGGGGACAACUCCCAGCACUCUGCUUACCAUGAGUCUGACCUAUUUUCCAGUGACAAGUGUGAUGGAGAAAUAAACAACCUGCACAAGGAAGAUGAUGCUGCUGAGGACUCUCCAGAGUCAACAAAAGAAGAGGAACACUCUAAAAAAAAGCACAGAAGAAAUCGUACAACCUUCACUACGUAUCAGCUUCAUGAGCUGGAGAGAGCCUUUGAGAAGUCCCACUACCCGGAUGUCUACAGUCGAGAGGAACUGGCUAUGAAAGUCAAUUUGCCUGAGGUUCGAGUUCAGGUGUGGUUUCAGAACCGAAGAGCAAAGUGGAGACGUCAAGAAAAGAUGGACACAGGAACCAUGAAACUGCAUGAUUCUCCAAUGCUGUCUUUCAAUCGCCCUCCAAUGCCUCCAAACAUGGGCCCAGUGGCCAACCCAAUGCCGCUGGAUCCUUGGCUAAGUUCGCCUAUUUCCAGUGCCACGCCCAUGCACAGCAUUCCAGGAUUUAUGGGCUCACCGCAGACACUGCAGCCUACAUACUCUAGCCACAGCUUCCUCAACAGCCCACCUGGCAUGGUCCAAGGAAUGCAGCCCAUGGGUCCACCUCCUUAUCCAUGCCCACCAACCUUCAACGAUAAGUAUCCCAUAGAGGAUGAUAGGAGCUCCAGCAUUGCCGCGCUCAGGAUGAAGGCUAAAGAGCACAUUCAGUCGAUGGAUAAAACUUGGCAGCACAUGUGAUGUGCUGUCUAAUGUGAAUGGACAUCCCUCUUGCGAGUGCUAAAAGACUGUUUGAUUUAAAUACCAUUCAAGGUGUGUGAUACCAAAGAUGUAAAGAACUAAAUCUGAAGGGGAUUUUUUAAAUGUCUUUAUUAAAUACAACCACCUCUUAGGAGAUUGGUAAAACGUAUUGGGCUCGUUUACUUUGGUUCUAGCCAAUCACAAUGUCAAGUAUAGAUUCUCAAAUUGAAAAGGCCAUAAAUGUGUAUGUCUUUAUUAAAGAUUGUAUCUGCAUCUAGAUAUAUGAACUAAUGUAAGACUAGAGCCGUCUUGUCAGGGGUAGUAGUUUUACAAAAGAUUUUAUUGAACAAACUAAUGUUUGAUGACAUAUCUGAGUUGUGUUUUAAGUGUUUUGUUUAUUAAAACAUAAAUGUAGUGUUUCCAAAGCUUCCUGAAAAUAUUUAGCAAGAAACUCUAAUAUGAUAAUAUUCUUAAAUAUCCAAGGAAUUCGGCUGUUUAUGUUUUGUUUGGCUGUUAAAAUGUGACUGUUUUUAUAUCCUGUAACUUUUCAGAGGAUUUGUGCAAGACAAUAGAAUCCUGUCUUAUUAAAAAACAAACAAACACGGUUUAUCCUUUACAGUUCCUUCAGAAAACAACAGUCAGAGUUCAUGCAAGAUUGAGUUUGCAGGUAAUCCCUUUAUUUAUAAUAUAUAGCUAUAUUUGGACUUUCAUCAGUGGUGGUGUCGCCCUUCGUAGCUAAAAGGGCCAUUGAUCAUUACAUAAAAACUGGCUUUGGAGGAUUUCUGGGUCACACUUCUUUGCAUAGUUGUUUUUUUGUAGCUACAUCAAAGCCAAUUGGAUCAUGUGGUCUGUGUAAGAUCAUGCCACAACAUCUCAACAGGAUUUAAAUCUGAAGUAUUUAUCGGCAGCUCCAAAACUUUCGUCUUAUUCUUUUGAGCUACUUAAAUUAGGAAUUGCUGUCAUGCUGUAGAUCCAUAUGUUGCUACAUUGCCCAACUGUGUUUGAGCUUAAUAAAAAUAAUAACUAAAAGAAUUCCAGGAAAUGUUUGGAGGUGGCUAUCACUUUGUGCAUAGUUGUUGAACCAGAGCCAAAGAUUCUGAGGAAGGGUUAGGUUUACUAUAUAUCCAGUAUGAGGGUAAAACUAUAAGGAACCUUAAGAACAGUAAAACUGAGCGUGUGUCUGUGCCAAGAUGUUCCCCGACUGUGUGUAAAACAGAAUCCAGAUUUAAUUAUGCAAUGUGAAAUCAUUCCCACAGGCUUAAAAUUUGUGUAUAAAAUAUAUCAGGCCAAUGAAACAUAGUUUCAAAUAAUGUGGGCACACAUGAUCCUGAAGGGAUAAAUACAUGGUAAAAUGAUAGGUUUCAUUUAAAAGAAUAUUAUUGCAGUUCAUGUUCCAAACUGAUUUUGUUCUAUUUAUAGCAUUGAGACACAAACUUUAAUUAUAUACUAAGUCAAAUGUGAGGGCUUUUAUUUUGUAGAGCAUUUUUAUGUCUUCUUGUCAUACAGUACAAAUCUAGUAUAGUUGUUAUGUUUAGGAAAAUAUAAGAUCCCUCUCAUAUAUGAGGAAUAUUUUGCUUUAAAUUAAUCACAUUGUAUUCUAUUUUGAGCAUACCAGUUACAUAUUAAAUACUACAAAGUGAUGCCUUUAUUUUGACAUGUCCGGUAGUUUUUCUUUUUUAAAGGCUAUAUUUAAAGCCUGUUUUGUAGAGGGGAAUUAGGUUUUAAUUCAAAACUCAACACUAGCUUUUUAUCUCUAGUUAAAUAAUUAUAUAGGACUUCCUUUCCCAAUAAAGUGUAACAUAAAUUUGUAAAGGUUUCUCUGAUUAGAAUCUUUGAACUUUACUUUGACAAACUGGACUGCUCUGUUUAGACCAACUUGGAACUCACCAUACUGGCACAUUUAUAUUCAAAAAUUCAUUGUAACUCCUCCUGGAGCAAUGCUGACUAAACGUAAAUGAUUGUGCUCUUCAAAGAACUUUGUGUGAUUUUGGCCCUUAACAACCUGGCUCAUCCUCUAUCGUGGUCAAUUUUAUAUUUUCUUUAUUCCCAAUAAUAAGAUUGGACAAUGUAAAGAAAGUUUGUACCUUCUGGAUUUCUGCUGAAAUACUGUAAAUCCAUCUAACAGUUUGAGAAUUCUGUGGCUGUUUUUUUUUUUAUCAGGAUGGAUUUCACAGAAAACCGCAGGAAGGAGAGGAAAAACAGAGCCUUAUAUCUACAAACUGGUCAUAAAGAUCUGACUGUAAAGUGAAAUUUCUGCCAGUAAGUGUGUUAAAAAAAUCUGUUUCCCUAAAAUAGAUUCUUCUUAUUAUCUGCCAGACUUAAUAUCUGCAGCUGCAACACAUUUCAGAUCCGUUCUAACAGUAACUUGCAGGGCGUUUUUUUUUUUUCUUCUAACUUUGUCUUUUGAAUAUUUUUCCUUUCUUUGGAUAAAAAAAAAAAAAAAACAUUAAGUGAGAGAAACUCAGAUCAUAUGACGGACACCAUGUUCUCAUCUUUUGCAACAAUCUUAAAUAAACCUAACUGAGGUAUUUUCAGUUCUUGGAAAAUCAAAUUUUUCCACUACUAACUUGGGACUGUAAGAUAUAUCUCUUGACUGUCCAAGGACUUCGUUCAACCAGCAUCAGGUUCCAACCCGAAGACAAGGCUCCAGCCUUAAGAGAAGAAGCCCAUUAGAGAAAUAAGGCUCAACCUUGGCACCGUAUUCUCCAGUGUUGGGACCCACAAACUCAAAUUAAUACAUGGUGGUGAGACACUCACUCAGUGAGUGAUUUUUUAUUUAUUUUUUUUCUGGAACAAGGGUGAACUAGGAUUCAGAAAGGUACAAUCUUAGAGGUUAAAAUUCCUUUGUAACAUAAUAAUGGGUCCUCUUUAACUUUUUGUUAUGGUUCUUAUUUGUUGUGACUCUGAGUUUUCAAUUUUCUGUUAUCAGUUGUUUUGUUUUUAUUUUCCAUGAUCUUCAAGCAUUCUUUAGUUACUCUCUGUUGCCCCCUUGUGAUUGUUUUCUUUCCCCUUGGAUUCCCUCUUGCCAGUUCCACCCACACCUGCUCCUCAUUCAGCUCAUUAGUCCAUCCUUUUGUUUGGUUCUCCUUAAAUACUCCACCUCUGCAGUCACUCAGUGCUGGUUCCUUCUUGUUGCUGCUGUAUUGUCUACUCUGCUUGUCUCUCCCCGGCUCCUCAGACUCGUUUUUCCCUUGAUGUCUCAAUGAUUUUGAUUUGUUUUAUUUUUUAAGUUGAAUUUCAGGAUUUCUACCUUUGCUGCUAUUUG